Molecule: messenger RNA, 1431 nt
Organism: Nymphaea colorata (pocket water lily)
Lineage: Eukaryota; Viridiplantae; Streptophyta; Magnoliopsida; Nymphaeales; Nymphaeaceae
Product: septum-promoting GTP-binding protein 1
Exons: 6
Coding region: 248-1180 (310 amino acids)
Molecular function (GO): GTPase activity; GTP binding
Source: RefSeq, a predicted model, not a curated record
AAAGGAGGGAAGUGCUCCCGGGCCGAGGACCAAGGGAAGGGACCCUUCUUCCCGGUGGCAGGGGCGAGAGAGAGAGAGAGAGUCGGGUGGCGGAAGAGUAGAGGAUGGCGACGCGUGCGCAGAGAGCGGUGGUGGUGGUGGUGGUGGUGGGCCGGCGGUGCAGCCUCGGAUCUCCGCCACACGGCUAACGACGUUAGGUGUCUCCCUUCUCCCCACCCUCUCUUCCUGUCUUUCUUUUGUCUCUGUCAUGGGCUCGACUACCCUUCCCGCCAGGCCCCGCCUGCGUCCCUCCAGCCUCUUUCCCUGUUUCUCGACGCCUGCCAUGGCGCAGGUACGCCGGAGGGUCGCGGUGUCCCGGGCCCAUGCCAGGUGGCUCGGCAUCGUUGGCCAGGUCUACCUCCUUCGCCGGGUCAUUCGUUACCUCCGGGAUAAUAUACUUUCUUGCGCCGGCAAGCCGCGGUCCUACCACCGCCUCCAGAGGACCUCCUCUGCCUCCUCGUUUGAGCAUCUUCCCGAUGAAGACCGAGACGGGGCUGGUGCCGGUUACAGUGGUGCUGUGGAGACGCCGGUGGCGGAGCAGCCCGCCGGAGGAGAGACGGAGGCCGAUUCGGACACGGUGGUUCUGAAGGUGACCGUCCUCGGAGACUGCCAGAUUGGGAAGACGACGUUCGUGAUCAAGUAUGUAGGAGAAGACGAAGAGAGGAGAUGCUUACAGACGACGGGAUUGAAUCAAAUGGACAAGGUAUUGUUGGUGCAAGGAGCGAGGAUAGCCUUCAACCUUUGGGAUGUUGGAGGCGAGAGCCAGUUUGUUGAUCAUGUCGCUUUGGCUUGUAAAGAUGCAGCAGCAAUCUUAAUCAUGUUUGAUCUUACAAAUCGGUGUACCCUUAACAGUGUUGUUGGGUGGUAUAGACAAGCAAGGAGAUGGAACAGAGCAGCAAUCCCCGUGCUUAUUGGAACAAAAUUUGAUGAUUUUGUUCGCCUUCCGCUGGAUGUACAGUGGACAGUCGUGAGCCAGGCGAGAACGUAUGCACAUGCCAUGAAAGCAACUCUGUUCUUCUCGAGCGCAACACACAACAUCAAUGUAAAUAAGAUCUUCAAGUUCAUCACAGCCAAACUCUUCAACUUGCCGUGGACCAUCGAGAGGAAUCUAACGAUCGGGGAACCGAUCAUCGACUUCUGAUUCUUUGUUUUCUGUGGUUUUUUGGCAUUUUGUACAUAUGCUUGCUGUUGGAAGCCAUAAAAAAAUAUUAGCCACGGUAGAUUCCUGCAGCUUUAGCUUUUCCCCUGUAAUUUUUGGGGCCUUUCGAAGCUUUAGAUUCUUUGACAGGGAAGCUGCGCUGGUCAAUUCGCAUAACAAUCAGAAAAGGCCUUUCUAGCUGUAAAGAUCUUCCUUCAGAUGAAUUCAAUCCCAUAGAAUGUUCACAUUUUUCA